AGGACACGAGACGCAGCGGGACACGCGCACGCAUCACCUCUGCUGCAAACUGCGCUUUUUCUCAUCAACCUAAAACCGACAUUAAAACUGUUGCGACAUCUACAAUAAAACGUUCAAAUCCUAAUGGGAAACGUGCAGCCCACGAUUGUUCCUUAUGAGGACUUUGAUGUCACUACUGAUAUCAAGGAGAUCAGAAAAGCCUGCAAAGGUUUGGGCACUGAUGAGGAAACCAUAAUUCAGAUCCUGGCCAAUCGCUCCUCAGCUCAGCGUGUGGAGCUCAAGCAGGCUUACUUUGAGAAAUAUGAUGAUGAGUUGGAGGAGGUUUUGAAGAAGGAGCUUACAGGGAGUUUUGAGAAUGCUGUGGUGGCCAUGUUGGACCCUCCUCAUAUGUACUUUGCCAAAGAGCUGAGGAAAGCCAUGAAAGGUGCAGGGACUGAUGAGGAUGUGCUGGUGGAGAUCCUCUGUACUGCUUCUAAUGAGGAUAUCAUAAGCUUCAAGGAGACAUAUGCUCAAAUUCAUGAGCGAGAGCUGGAGGCAGACAUAGAGGAUGACACUAGUGGGGAUGUGAGGAAUCUGCUCAUGUCCCUACUGCAGGCCAGUCGGGACGAGGGGUAUGAAGUGGACGAAGACUUAGCUGAACAGGAUGCCACAGCUUUGUUUGAGGCAGGCGAGGGCAGGUUUGGCACUGACGAAUCCACCUUCAGCUACAUACUCACCCACAGGAACUACAUGCAACUGCAAGCCACGUUUAAAGCCUACGAGAAUCUAUCAGGCACAGACAUAUUGGAUACUAUUGAUGCUGAGGCCACUGGGACGCUCAAAGACUGCUACAUUACACUAGUGAGGUGUGCAAAAAACCCACAGCUGUACUUUGCCCGACGCCUUAAUGCGGCUAUGAAGGGAAUGGGAACAGAUGAAGAUACUCUGAUCCGGAUCAUUGUAGGGCGCUCUGAGAUCGAUCUGGAGACAGUGAAGGACAUGUACCUGGAGAAGUAUGACGUGACUCUGAAAGAUGCCCUGGAUUCAGAGUGUGGUGGAGACUUUAAACGCCUCCUCAUUGAGAUUCUGCACUAAAACACACCACUGACCCCUGCUGGGCUUAACAGCGCCACAUCUGUUCACUCCCCCAAUGUCAUUAUUAUACCACUGUUAACACACAUUCUCAGUAUUUAUGCUAAAUAACAUAUUACUGCUGCUUUUAUAUGUAUGGCUUACACAGAAAGCUUGCUUAUCAUACACAGCUUUUUGUUAAUGUUAGCUUUUGACCACCUAAUGCCUUUAAAAGUAAGUUAGCAAUGCAGAGCUGUUGCAACAUGGAACACACAAGUGCCCAAAAUUCACUCUCACUGUAACAAUUCAAGUACACUCAGUGAAGUCUGUGGUAGCUAAAUGUUUUUAGAGAUUUUUAACGAAGACUGCCCCUUGUCUUGUUUUUAAUCUUAGCUAAUGCUGUUGUUUCUACUUCGAUAAACACUGUAACUGCUUUUACUAUCAAUGAAGGACAAGUACUGUUAAAAACAAAUAACCUCAAGUCCAAUCACUGUCUAUGCUCACAUACUUUAUUAUGUUUUUGUGUCAAAGUAAUAUAUUGUACAACAUACAGCACUGUGAUGUCCUGCUAUCUCAUAGAACACAUAAUUUAAUUAAUUGUAACAACUGUUAAUGGCUAAUGUCCAAUAGAGGGCAGCACAUUAAAAGUACUAUACAAGAGAAAGCAUUACGAAUAGCCUCAGUCUUUUAAAAAACACAAGAGGGAAAUGUGGGUUUUUAAACUUGUUUUGCUCUGUGAAUGUGGUUCUCUAUCCUGUGAUCACAUUCACUUUUUUCUUCAUUCAAAACUGUGCCUAAAAACUGAAAAAGGACUUAGUGACGCCUCUGGAGGAGUUCAAAGUGAGUAGAAAACACGACCAAACUACUUCCAGAUGACUUUUCACUAUCUUGCUCGUUCUUUCUGACUUUUUCCUCCUUUUUUCUCCUUUUGUGCUGUUUCACGUUGUUUCAAUAUAAAGGGCAAGGCUUGGGCUACACCUGUUUCUACACAUUCUUGCACUCCUAUAACAGUCUGUGCACCAUAUGAGGCCACAUACACUGUCUGUCUCUAUGGACUUUACUGUUUAAUACAAAACAAAUGUGGGAGGUAUAGACCAUGCAGGUCUUUGGCAUAACAUUUUUGUGGUUUAUCUUCAAUACAAUAAAUGUGAGUACAUUUUACU
Messenger RNA from Periophthalmus magnuspinnatus, 2213 nucleotides. RefSeq names its product annexin A13-like. Gene Ontology annotation, cellular component: cytoplasm. The transcript is spliced from 11 exons. The record is from RefSeq and is a predicted model, not a curated record. NCBI's taxonomy places the organism in Eukaryota, Metazoa, Chordata, Actinopteri, Gobiiformes, Gobiidae. Gene Ontology annotation, molecular function: calcium-dependent phospholipid binding; calcium ion binding. Bases 124 to 1074 code for a protein of 316 amino acids.